Molecule: messenger RNA, 759 nt
Organism: Aspergillus chevalieri
Lineage: Eukaryota; Fungi; Ascomycota; Eurotiomycetes; Eurotiales; Aspergillaceae
Product: glycosyl phosphatidyl inositol anchor synthesis
Exons: 2
Coding region: 1-759 (252 amino acids)
Biological process (GO): GPI anchor biosynthetic process
Cellular component (GO): endoplasmic reticulum membrane
Molecular function (GO): mannose-ethanolamine phosphotransferase activity
Source: RefSeq, a predicted model, not a curated record
AUGCUCUAUGUCUGUUCCAUUUUCGAUGUUUACUUUGUGAGCCCCAUCGUCGGGGGGAUGAAGGCCCACCGCGUUCAGACUUCCGGACCUCCUCCGGCUCAACGCGUUGUGCUCUUUGUUGCUGGUGGUCUUCGUGCGGAUAAGACCUUCCAGCAAUUCCCCGACCCGUCCCCAGAUGCCCCCGCGAAUGAGACGGCCCAAAUACUACGCCACUUGGCCCCCUUUCUGCGCUCACGAGUGUUGGAAUAUGGUACCUUCGGAGUCUCCCACACACGAGUGCCAACCGAGUCACGCCCAGGCCAUGUGGCCCUUCUCGCGGGUCUCUACGAAGACGUCUCCGCUGUGGCCGCGGGCUGGAAGCUGAACCCAGUGGGUUUUGAUAGUGUACUAAAUCGCAGUCGGCAUACAUGGAGCUGGGGCAGGCCGGAUAUCCUACCCAUGUCUGCCCAGGGAGCAGACCCAGGGCGCGUGGAUACAUACACGUACAGCGCGGACGCAGAAGACUUCAGCAAGGAUGCUACCGAAUUGGACCGCUGGGUUUUCGACGGCGUCAAGCGCUUUUUCCAUUCAGCAGCAGAGGAUGUAGAAUUGGAAGCAGUGCUGAGACAGGAUCAAAAUAUCUUCUUUCUUCAUCUCCUUGGCUUGGAUACGUCGGGCCACUCCUACCGUCCCUAUUCCCGUGAAUACCUGCACAAUAUCCAGGUCGUGGAUCAAGGGGUGCGGGAGAUGACCGCUCUAUUUGAGGCCUUCUGCAGAUGA